AUGGCAAGUCAAGCCUCCAGACGCGCAGAGAGUAGUACCCAUACGCGAUCCUUUACUGGAUGUGGUACGUGUCGGAACCGCCAUGUGAAAUGUGACGAAGCGCGACCAACAUGUUCUAUGUGCGCAGAGUAUGGAUUGUCAUGCGCUGGAUACAAAAAUGACAUCUUCUUCGAUACAGAGUUUCCAGACAAUCGCAUUCGCUUUCGACGCCCUCUCUUGACAGAAAAAGAGCGCCAACGAAUGAGUCAAUGGCUUAUAUCGGCGGCUCCUCCUAGAUCAACAAAUCGACUUCUCUUGAGAUUAGAUGAAGAGGUUGAAAGCCAUGAAAAUAAUGGGGAAGAAAUACAGCUCGUGGUGGGUCCAUUUGGGGUGUUCAAAUCCCAUAAACACCAUAAUGAGCAGUCGUCGCUCUUUGAGGAUGCUCCUGCAGAGCAUGACGUUAUAGAGUCUUGCACUAGCAGCCCUCCGCAAGAGAUAUCACAGAUUCUUGAUCCAUUUACACCGGUCCCAGAUAUUUCGCAAUGGUCUCCUGGAUUUAUGGAAUCGCUCCUUGAGCGCUCAGAACAAGACACCAGCCCAGUCACGUCAGAUCUACUGGAUAUGGUAAUUGAGCAGAGUCAUCUGGAAAAUACACCAAUGACGUCUCAAGAAUACCAACUCAACACCUUUCUUCCGAAUCCCUACUGUAAUUCAUUAUCUCAUACCUCUAUAAUGUCUCCUCCAAGCGUUACCAGCGCUGUCCCACCCGAUGCGGUAUUUCUCCUGAGGCAUUAUUCGUCGAAAGUGAUAAGCCUCAUGACUCCGGUUCGACAUAAAAAGACCCCUUGGCAUAUUUUAUUCAUUCCUCAUGUCAAGAAUUGUCUUGCUGCGUUGGCACUCGGCGAGGAUUUGAAUAACGCUAGUUUGUGCACUUUCUUCGGUACUCUAGCCAUCAGCGCCUUCAGCUUAGGCGGCGUAUCUCGCUCAGAAAGCUGGCUUGAGCAAGGAAAGACAUAUCUUCAGCGCGCGAGUGAACAUGCAAAAGCAAUGCUGAUAACCGCCUACGAUGUUCCAAAACCAGCAAAAUACAAAUCUAUACUGAUGGGUAUCCUCACUAUGAUACAGGUGUCUAACUUUUCUGGAAACCGUCAUCAAGCUGAGGGAUACUUUUUAGAAGCUGAGAAGAUUAUCCGAUUGAAAGGCUUGAAACGCAAAAAGUCUCGCAAAGUCCGUCUAUUACAUCAUUGUUAUGUAUUUGAACGUAUGUUUCAUGAGAGCAUAUUCAUAUGUGGUGCUAACUCUGUCCAACGCCAUCACCUCCGUCGGGCAAUUGAGUCGAGCGGUCUUUCUCGCUGUAGUGUUGAUGGACUUUCCUUCCGUCUGUACAAAUGGCAAAAUCUGCAACAGGAGAUGGAGCGUGUGAGAGGUCGCGAGGAAGGUGAGAAUGACCUUCACCUUGAGCGACCAGGACUUUUUUCUGCAACAUUAUACCCUGAGAUAUUUGGGGUUCCUGAGGCAUGGCUAGUACUUCUUUCUUCGGUGAUCCGACUGGGAGUGGAGAAAGAUGGAGCCGAGCAAGAUAUCGAUGGUGAUGGUCUCAAUUUGAAAGAUUAUAUUAGUCGGGCGAAGGCUUUAGAGGACUACAUCAAUCAGCUCCAACGACCGAGUCAGAUGUCAUUCUCAUCUGCAACUCAUCAAUCAAAGGUUGAUCAACAUAUUCUGGAAAAUAUGCUUGAGGCAAUGCGGAAUGCCUUGGUCAUUUAUUUCUACAGGCGUAUAUAUGACUUGAAUGCGUCGAUGUUGCAGGAAAAAGUGGCCAAUGUGCGUGACUGUUUACUGCAAUGUGAAUAUGCGGACUCCAGUGUCGUCCAUGGAUCUGCGGGUUUUAUCUGGCCUGCUUUCAUUGCAGCAUGUGAAGCCGAGGACCCUGGGGUACAAAGUUCAUUUUCAUCAUGGUUUGAGAUAUCAGCAAGUCGCAGUGGUCUUUCCUGUUUCAAUCAAACACUAGAUUCAAUCCACAGGAUAUGGGAAGAGAAGUCGCGUGGAUCUAGAAGUAGUAUCACUUGGUUGGAUCUGAUGAAGAGAGCAGGUUAUCAACAUCACGGGCUAGUAAUUUGA
Messenger RNA from Penicillium angulare, 2097 nucleotides. RefSeq names its product Zn(II)2Cys6 transcription factor. The record is from RefSeq and is a predicted model, not a curated record. Gene Ontology annotation, biological process: positive regulation of transcription by RNA polymerase II. The transcript is spliced from 2 exons. Gene Ontology annotation, cellular component: nucleus. Lineage: Eukaryota; Fungi; Ascomycota; Eurotiomycetes; Eurotiales; Aspergillaceae. Gene Ontology annotation, molecular function: transcription cis-regulatory region binding; zinc ion binding; DNA-binding transcription factor activity, RNA polymerase II-specific. Bases 1 to 2097 code for a protein of 698 amino acids.